ACGACGAGCUAGCGGAGGUGUUAUACUUCAACGAGUUCCAAUUCCUGUUGUUGAAGACGUUCUUCUUGAUUCUUUUGUUUACAUUGUUAUUGAUUUUUAUUUCGUGGCGAGUGUACGGUAAACGUAUAUCUGAGCGGUUUAUGAAACCGGCCACAUCGGCAACAAUAGAACAGCUAAAAGAAAGUGUAUCAAAACUAAAGCUACCCAAGGAACACACACCGAGAAUCUAAUUUAAUCUAAGCAACAUGGCGGAAAGAAUAAAAAAGUUCUUUCAAAAAAAGAAGACAGAUGCCAAAUUCAAAAUGGCAGGGCCUGGCCAUAAAUUAAGUGAGUCAACUAUAAGUAGCCAGAGUUCCAAUGUCCAAUGUUCCAAAAAGGAGGUCCGAAUGAUAAGGUCUGGUUUGUCGGAGGAGAGCAAGGUUGCUGCUGAAGCUGCCUUGUCUAGGCUUCAGCAGAAAAGGGAGAAUCCAUCGUUUAAUACUUCAUUGGCUGCUAUACAGGCACAAGUAAAAAGAGAACUAGAGAAUGAGCAAGCCAAUCAGAUGGCAGCAGCAUCUGCCUCUAAGUCAACGUCCGCACCAUCUGAACAUCAGAAGAGAGAGAUAGAAGAUCUGCCCAGAAACUAUGCGGCCAGUGGCGUUUAUUUCAAAUGUCCAUUGAUAAGCAACGACAUACUUCCCCGAGACGAAUGGAAGAAGAACAUCAAAACGUUCCUGUACGAACAGCUGGAGGAGGAGAGGGGGCUCACCGCCUGUCUCAUCAUACAGUCCUGUAAUAAUAAUAGGGAGAAGGUUGAGACAUGCGUGGAGACGUUAUGCAAGUACUUAGAGAACAUAGUAACGCAGCCUGAAGAGGAGAAGUUCCAGAAAAUUAGGAUGAGCAACAGAGUGUUCACGGAGCGAGUGCAGCCUAUAGAGGGUUCGAUGGAGCUGCUACUGGCGGCCGGCUUCGAGCAGAAGAAGGUCCGGAACGCGGACGGAGUGGAGGAGGACUUCCUCGUCUUCCAGAAGGACAAUGUGCCCUCUGUUGAGAGUUUAGUGACACUAAUAGACGCUCUAAGAACAGCAGAGCCGAUACAGCUGGAACUAGACAGGAACCUGCAAGUGUUGCUGCCAUCACAGGCGGCUAACAAGGUGCAGCUACCGCCCUCAUUCUACGCACUGUCCCCAGAGGAAAUUAAGAGGGAACAGCAGUUGAGACAAGAAGCUAUCGAAAAGAGUCAGAUGCUGAGAACUAAAGCUAUGCGGGAGAAGGAUGAAAUUAGGGAAAUGCGUAAAUACAAGUUCGCGAUCAUAAGGGUACGCUUCCCAGAUGGAAUACUGCUACAGGGAACAUUUUCAGUUUACGAACGCUACAAUGACAUUCACGAAUUCGUGCAAGAAAACCUCGAACAUGACCUACCUUUCGUGCUAAGCAUGCCAACAGGUCAUAAGGUCACGCUAGAAGAAGAUGCAAAUAAGACCCUUAUUGACCUACGAUUAGUACCGGCGACAAUACUCACAUUCGCUUGGCACUCAUCUGUCGCUGAACAAAUUCACAAUAGCCCGAAUAAAGACGUGUUUUUGAAGCCCGAAGUCAUGGUUUUGGUGCAAGAAGUGUAAGGUAGGGGGAGUUUUGAGUUAAUCCAUACUCUAUACUGCGACAGGGCGUCGGCGGUGAAUAAGGUACUCCGUUGUCUAACCAUUCGCACCGUCAUUUUACGAAGUUGUACGCUACGACAAGUCAAGCUCCUAGCACUACAAGCACUCCUCGUAUGCUUAAGGGAAGUGUACUAUUUAUUAUUUUAAUGUAAUUAAACAUCUAUGUGUAUAUUGAGGAUUCUAUAACGAAAUAAAAAACUGAAAUUGUA
This is a messenger RNA of Spodoptera frugiperda (fall armyworm), 1849 nucleotides long. RefSeq names its product UBX domain-containing protein 6 (gene Gint3). Gene Ontology annotation, cellular component: cytoplasm. The coding region runs from base 246 to 1601 and encodes 451 amino acids. The transcript has 10 exons. NCBI's taxonomy places the organism in Eukaryota, Metazoa, Arthropoda, Insecta, Lepidoptera, Noctuidae. Gene Ontology annotation, molecular function: protein binding. The record is from RefSeq and is a predicted model, not a curated record.